This is a messenger RNA of Diaporthe amygdali, 1803 nucleotides long. RefSeq lists its product as uncharacterized. The transcript is spliced from 5 exons. The coding region runs from base 1 to 1803 and encodes 600 amino acids. Gene Ontology annotation, biological process: transmembrane transport; carbohydrate transport. Gene Ontology annotation, molecular function: carbohydrate:proton symporter activity. The record is from RefSeq and is a predicted model, not a curated record. Gene Ontology annotation, cellular component: membrane. NCBI's taxonomy places the organism in Eukaryota, Fungi, Ascomycota, Sordariomycetes, Diaporthales, Diaporthaceae.
AUGUCCAAGGAAAUAAGCGUCAUUUCUCAUGGCUCGCCAACCCCUACAGGGGAGAAGACCAUCGAGGGUCAACUCAUAGAGCCAAGCCGGCCAUCCCUCGACAAAAUCAGGGCAUUCACCAAGGCCGAAGCCCGCGCCGCCAACAUCGCCGAGCAUGAACAGACAUUCCGCCAUGCCUUGUCCACCAAUAAAAAGGCCGUCUUCUGGUCGCUCGUGAUCUCCAUGGCCAUCGUCAUGGAAGGCUACGACACCGCCUUGAUGCCGCAGUUCUACGGCUACCCGUCCUUCCAGAAGCGCUACGGCGAGUUCUUCCCUGAUAUCGGCGAGUGGAGCCUCACUGGCGCGUGGCAGGCAGGGCUGAGCAAUGCCCAGGCCGUGGGCGUGAUACUCGGUGGGUUCAUCAAUGGUUGGGCGAGCUCGAUGUUCGGCUACAAGAGGAUGAUGCUGGUCGCGCUGUUCUGGAUUAACUCCACCAUCUUCAUUGUCUUCUUCGCUCCCAACAUACAGAUCCUGCUCAUCGGCCAAUUCCUCUGCGGCCUGGGCUGGGGCGUCUUUGCGACUACAGGACCAGCGUACGCGUCUGAGGUCUGUCCCCUGGCGUUGCGUGGGUAUCUGACUGUAUAUAACAAUCUAUGCUGGGCCAUGGGACAAUUAAUCGCAAACGGCGUCCUAAAAGCCCUAGUCAACAACUCCUCGCAAUGGAGUUACCGGAUCCCCUUCGCCGUGCAAUGGGCGUGGCCACUGCCGCUCUUCAUUUUGGUAUCCUUCUCGCCAGAGAGCCCCUGGUGGCUGGCGAAGAAGGAGCGGUACGGAGACGCCGCCAUCAGCCUGCACCGACUGUCGAAUCGUCCCGAGAGUGAGAUCCAGAAUAGUCUGGCGCAGAUCGUGUAUACCAUCAGGCUAGAAAAGGCAAGGAUUGCCCGGUCCAGGGAAAAGGCCGCUGCUGCUCGCCCUGCCUCUGCACGGAACAACACAUCACAGACACACCAUCCGAACUCCUGGCUCGCACGGUAUUCACGGCAUCGUGUUUGUUCGCCCUUUCUUCACUCGUCCUUCCCUUUCGAGCUGCAAUCGGGAACCACGUAUAGAGACUGCUUCCGUGGGCUUGAUCGGCGCCGCACCGAAAUUUGCUGCGUUGCCUUCGCGGGCCAGAUGCUUUCUGGUGCGCAGUUCGCAUACGGUCCAUCGUACUUUUACCUACAAGCUGGCAUGUCCGUCGAUGACGCCUACAAAUUGGCCGUCGUCAGUCCGGCUCUAGCCUUUAUCGGUACUGUGUCUUCAUGGCUACUCAUCACUUACUAUGGCCGACGCUCGAUCUAUCUGUCCGGAAUUGCAGGAACCACAGCAGUGCUGUGUCUUGUCGGGAUCAUUUCCGUACUUCCAGAGAAUGCGGCGAGCCUAUGGGCGCAAGCUGCGCUGUGCCUUGUGUGGCAGCUCAUUUACAGCUUGACACUGGGGCCGAUCACUUACUCCAUCAUUGCGGAGACAAGUGCCAUGCAUCUGCGUGCCAAGACGGUUGUGCUGGCGAGAAAUACGUAUAAUGUUGUGACAGUGGCAUCGCUGGUCAUCGAGCCAUACUUGAUCAACCCAACAGAGCUGGACUUGAAGGGCAAGACAGCGUUUUUCUGGGCCGCUACAGCAGCGUUGACUACGGUAUGGGCUUAUUUCAGGCUCCCAGAGGUCAAGGACCGCACGUACGAAGAAUUGGAUGUGCUCUUCGCGAGAAAGUUGUCGGCCAGGAAGUUCAAGUCCGCGGAGGUACACGUGUACGAGGAUUCAGAGUACCAGAUAUUCUUGGAUUAA